AUGACGAUUAUGAACCAAAACUUUGCUCAGAAUUAUAGUCAUUGGAAUAUGGUGGUGUUACAGCCCAACCUGAGGAGUGUCACACAGGUUUUCAGCUUCGACUAUAUUCCCCUAAAUCAAUAUGGAAGCAUCAAUGAUAGUGGUGUAUUUUACGGCGUCAGCUUGUACAACGACAUGUUACUCCAAUCCGGUCCACAGGGUAAUGUGCAGUCGGAAAUGUUACUACACAAAGAUCCAGACAUGUUUACUUUCCGACAGGGGUGGACAUUUCCAAGAAAAGUUUCUUUCAAUGGUGAUGAAUGUGUAAUGCCUCAGCCAGAUGACUACCCAAGCCUUCCAAAUGGUGCACAACCUAGUUCCCCUGCUACACUACUCUUUAUAAUGCUGCUGUCAUUGCUUUUUAGUGUGCUUGCACUUUGA
Molecule: messenger RNA, 420 nt
Organism: Daucus carota subsp. sativus
Lineage: Eukaryota; Viridiplantae; Streptophyta; Magnoliopsida; Apiales; Apiaceae
Product: COBRA-like protein 4
Exons: 2
Coding region: 1-420 (139 amino acids)
Biological process (GO): plant-type cell wall cellulose biosynthetic process; cellulose microfibril organization
Cellular component (GO): plasma membrane
Source: RefSeq, a predicted model, not a curated record